AUGUCAGAGGCGAAAGAAAACGUCGAAGAUCCCACGUUAGAAGUCCCAUUCUCAACAUUGUUGAGCAAAGGAGAUUGGUUUUUCACUAAAGGACAGUACCAAAAAGCUUCGGAGUGUUUCACAAAGGCGUUGACUUUACAACCAGAUGACAAGAAGUGCAUCAUUCGUCGAGGCAAAUGUUACAUGAAAAUCGGGCAAUUUCAGAACGCGUUGCAGGAAGCUGAGACUUUACUGGAAGGAGACCAGUCCUGUUAUGAGGCAUUGUACCAGAAGGCAGAGGCUUUAUACUACAUGGGAAACUUUCCAUUUGCGCUCGUGUUUUACCACAGAGGACAAAAGAUCCGUCCACAAAUGAGAGAGUUCAAGUUGGGUAUCCAGAAAGCAGAUGAAUCUACACAAAGGGCUGCUGACACUCCUGACAGGAUCAAAGAACGUUUAUUAAUCAGCAAAACAGAUUGGGAGGUUUCUGUAAGCAAUGUUCAACCUGUCCCCGAUUACUUAACAUUAAAGGAGAAGGAUCUGAAGACCCCUCGAAGUGAGAACGCUGUGAAACUGCGUCAUGGAGAGUUAUCGGAUGACGAGAGCUUUCUCAAAGAUCUGAUGAAAAACAAAGACUUUGUAAGCGGUACGACAAAACAUGGAGAAAAAGUGGAGGACAUUAUUCAGAGCUGCCUCGAUCUGAUCAACAAUAGCAAAACGUUGGGUCAGGAGACACCCCCCACCCCCCCAAAAAGGAAGCAUCAGCACCCGGCCAAAAAACUCAGCACACCUUUUGAACCUGCCCAGUUUAUGCUCAAGAACCUUAAUGAUAUAGAUGGAGAGCUGGCUUCUGGGAAUGCAAAGCGUAGUCUUAAGAAGGCUGAAGAAGUCCUGAAGACGGUGCAGAUGUGGUCAGAGAAAGAGGUUCCUAAUAAAAAGCAGUUCCUGGCCAACCUUCACCGUUGCAUCGGAAAUGCUCUGUUCGACCUCACAGACAUGGACCAGGCAUUGAAGCAUUACCAGAAAGACCUGGACUUUGCUAAACAGUGCAAAUGUCCAGAAGAAAUGUCCAAAGCUCUAGAUAAAAUGGGCCGAACAUACGCUGAAGUUGAACAGUUUUCUCUGGCUAUUGAAUCCUUUGAGAAGAUGAUUCCCUUGGUCUGUGAGGAUUUGGAGAAGACCUGUUUGUUUCAUCACAUCGGCUGUUCUUACGUGAACCUUAAUCGCCACGAAGAAGCCAGAGAAUACGGCCUUCGCUCAGCUGCCGCGGCUGACCAAACUGGUGAUGAGAAGUGGAAGAUGCAUGCCAAUGUUUUGGUGGCCGUUUCCGAAUUGAAGCUUGAAAAGUUUGAAUCUUCUGUGGCCCACUUUGAGAAAGCUUUGGACGCUGCCAGAGUUCAGGAAGAUGACUUCGCCCAGAAUUCCCUCCAGAAGGCUCUUGAUGAUGCAAAGCAACACGUGAAACAGUGAAAAUCCCCUCAGAGGUUCAGAGAGCAGCUUGGGACCAUAAGAACAGAUUGUAGAUGGGGUUUGUGGUGGCCAAACUGUG
Cololabis saira (Pacific saury) is the source of this 1528-nucleotide messenger RNA. RefSeq names its product outer dynein arm docking complex subunit 4 (gene odad4). NCBI's taxonomy places the organism in Eukaryota, Metazoa, Chordata, Actinopteri, Beloniformes, Belonidae. Bases 1 to 1449 code for a protein of 482 amino acids. Gene Ontology annotation, cellular component: cytoplasm. The transcript has 11 exons. The record is from RefSeq and is a predicted model, not a curated record. Gene Ontology annotation, molecular function: protein binding.